AUGUCGUAUCCAUCAUCGACGCGCAUCGGUGGCAGCGCUUUCAACCACCAGCAAUCUGGCGACUCCGAAGCCGAGUACGAUAGGUUGAGAGACCUGGCACGAAAGGAACACGGCAAACGUCAACAUGCUUCAGCCGAAUCUCAGAAGGCAUACGCGCGUGGAGAUGGAGGUGCUGCUCACGACUUGUCGCAAGAAGCCAAGACCCAUGGACAAAAGGCGGACGACUACAAUAGACAGGCAUCUGAAUACAUCUUCCGCGAAAACAAUGCUGUAGGCCGAGUGGAUGGCGAUACAAUCGACCUUCAUGGUCAGUUUGUCGAAGAGGCUGAGGAGAUCUUGGAACAAAGAAUCAAGUAUGCAAAGAGCACCGGUCAGAACCAUCUGCAUGUCAUUGUCGGCAAAGGUAACCACUCUGUCAACCAUGUUCAGAAGAUCAAGCCGCGUGUAGAGCAGAUCUGCCAGGAGCAAGGUCUUCAGUACCAUACCGAGCAGAAUGAAGGCAGAAUCUACAUCAACCUCACUGGUGGAGCUGCAGUUCCUCCUGCUGGAUAUGGUCAACCCCAGCAGUACGACCAGUCUCACCAUGGAAAGCCUCAAUACCAGACUGCCUACCCGCUCAGCAACCAGGGCCAGCACAGUCAGCAGGGAUACCCAUCUCAACAGCAGGGUUACCAGCAGAAUCACCAACAGCAACAACAAGGAACCCAGCAGAUGGACUACGAAGAGGAGAUCAAGAAGAACCUUCCCAAGUCAUGUAAUGCCGUCGAGCAGUUUCUGGACGUCGCAUUUGCUGUGUCUCUUUUAUCGUUAUUUGCCUUUGCUUUCUUUUCUUCGUCGAUACCCAAGGGCACUGCUAUGGUUAUGGGUGAUUCCGAGAUCCCUCGUCGCCCACAUACACUGUCCGAUCGCGGUCACCGUCGCAUCGGUCAAGAGACCACUUUCUCGGCCAACGUCGCGCGCCCUGACGCUGCAUCGCAUCAAGGACCUGUCAGAACACAGCAGUCUCCCCAUCGCACUUCUAUCGGUGGCUCGAUCAAUUCGAGCGAGUACUCGGGUGUGUCCCGCCACGUAGAAAGGGCCACUAUAUCUCUCUCGCGCUCUAUUGAGACCACAAGCGCGCCGGAGAAGACCACGAGGGUUACCAAGGUCUAUAGGGGACUGUCUCGUAUCGCUACAAAGAGUAGCACAAACCUUGCCGAUCUCUCCUCGGCUACUAAGGAGAAGUUUAAGGACUUCAAGCUCACAAAGUCUAAGAGCACCUUCAAUCUCCCUGGUCUGCUCCCCUCCUCUGCCCCCGACGGCAACACUCCGCCACUACCGCCCCUUCCUUCGAAUAUCGCUCCGCCUUCAGACAGGCGUGUUGUGUCCGCCUCUCCUGCUGAGAGUGCAAGUGCAAUUCCUACCAGUGUGGAACCCCCAGCUCCCAAAUCACCUUCGAGAUGGACCAAGGCUCGCCGCAGUCUGGGCAAGCGAGUAUCAAUGUGGCCAGAAGCAGUGAGCCUCGACAAACCUCGUCAGGGUCCGUCACGACCUCCCGGUCGACUGGUUACCAAUGCUCUUGGCAGCCCGGUAGCUCCACGCAAACGCUCCUCUCUUUCACACACACUCUCGUCUCCUCACAUAACGGAGCCUGUCGUUUCCACUACUUCGUCUUACACCCAAUAUUCUCUUCUAUACACGCUGACCAUGGCCGCGUCUUCGCACCCAGACGAGGCUGGUCACAACUUCAAGCCCAUCAUCAUUGACGCCUCUGGGACUCCCAGGUCUCCGCACACCUUUGAACCCCUCGGUCGUGCCAAUUCGCCUUCGCAAAAGUCUCCUUACAACUUCAAGCCGGUCACCGUCGCCGAGUCACUUUGGCCGAGAUCCCCUCGUGAUCUCACACGUAUGCUCAACGACGAUGUUCCUUCACACAAGGCUGCUCGCGAUCACAUGUCUGCCGUGGUCGCUUCGUCACCCUCGAUCACAUCUCCUCAAGACUUCGGACGUAACAUGUGGUCGGGUUCGCCCGCUCGGACUGGCCGCCCACUCACCCGGCUCGCUUCAUUGCCCGCUGUCGUUCCAUCUUCACCCUCUGGACGUAGACAUGAGGCACUUCUGAUCGGACCCGAGCGCAUCUUUUCGACCGGCUCACCCGCCCAAACAGGUCGCACACUGACCCGAAUCGCUUCGUGGCCUGCUGUGACCGGACCUGAGCGUGCCGGAGGUGUACCCGAGCGAAGCAUGACCAAGGCCGAGUGGGUCGCUGCAUUGAAUCCUUAUGCCAAACCAUUCGAUCCUCGUUCCGGCCCUAUCGAUCAGCGUACCGUACCUCCGACUGUCGAAGUAGCCAUGCCUAACGGACUGAAUGGCGACAACCCUUUCCCGCGCCCCUAUGGCGGAGGCUGGCGUAACGACCCUUAUCAUCUCUACGAUCGUGUGCCACCUUCCGUUCUCUUGAUCGACCCGUACGCUCCAUCCGACCUCUCGAAGCAGCCAAAGAAGAAGAAGAGCAGCCGUAACUACUAUGGAGGCCGCUCGGCAGCCCAGAGAGAGUCCACCAGAUAUGUGCACAGCAUGAUCAGUGGUGCAACGCAGGAGGUCUAUGAGAUGACCGAGUUCUCAACUCCAGACUUCGCCACGCCGACAGUCCCUGCUGACACAGACACGAGACGCAUCGUGGGCACUGCUGUCACUAGCUUGCAAUCGGUCAGAAAGGAUCUCAAGGUCAGGAAUGUCAAAGCCCGCGAUCCUGGUGGCAACACUUACCUCUACGAGCAAUCUUAUGUGCCUCGCUUCACCAAGCAUUCUCUCCGUCCAUCAAAGCGCACAGUCAGCGUUCGCAACUUCUUCAGUCGCCGUCUCUAUGGUAGACCAGGCGAUGGUUCCAACCUGCUCAUGCCGCAUGUUCCAUACCCACCUGAAAUUGUUAUUCCUGGCGUUGACGACGUCAAGUCGCCCGAGAAGAUCAAGAGUGGUAAAAAGUCGAAGGAGCAUCUUUCCGACGAGGGCGAAGACAAGGAUGACCGCACAAAGAGAGUUAUCGCACAUCUCGACAAGCAGACAAAAAAGGCCGAGAAGGCUCGCAAGGAAGUAGCAAAGGGUAAAAAGAAGGCGGUCGACAAAACCCCAACCAAAGCCGAUCCCAACUACAACCACGAGUCUGCCGGUCUUGGUAUUUACAUGCCUCCUUCGUCCCUUACUGGUCUCGGCCCAUCCAUUCCCCCGGGAUUUAAGCAGCACGCUCCCGCUGCUUGCGAUCGCAUCAAGCAGCGUGAAAAGACUGAACGCAUCCAGAGAGCCGACGACGCCAAGAAGAAGCGCGAAGAAGACGAAAACAAUCAACGCGUCCGCGACUGGAGCAUCAAACUAGGAGCCGACAAGAAGCAAGCACGCGAAGAGCAGAAGAAGGUUGACCGUGAAAACAGAAAGGAAGAACAGCUUGCGACCGCAAAGCAAAAGACAGCGGAGUUCACACCUCCGACCGGAUUGCAGAGCUGUGGAAACGAGCGCUCGGAGGUCUCAAAGGAGGAGGAUGAUGAUGAUCUGUACAGUGUCUCGCCACCUCGCAUCCGCACCCCCAAGCGCUACAGGGACUACCAGUUCGAGGAAGCUGAACAGCUCGUCACGCCCAAGUCUCCUCAACAAAUGCAAUACGAAGCCGACAGAGCCGCUGGUCUGAUCACUCCCAAGACUCCCAGAACGCCUACCAUGCCAUGUGUAAAGGAGGAACACGGUGAUGAAGAUGAGGACCAUGCUGCCGACUUGCCUCACAGCAUCAAGGGCUACCUUUGA
Messenger RNA from Aureobasidium subglaciale EXF-2481, 3774 nucleotides. RefSeq lists its product as uncharacterized. Bases 1 to 3774 code for a protein of 1257 amino acids. The record is from RefSeq and is a predicted model, not a curated record. Lineage: Eukaryota; Fungi; Ascomycota; Dothideomycetes; Dothideales; Saccotheciaceae. The transcript is spliced from 9 exons.